AGAGCUGCGUAGUGUACGCUCGUGUGUAUUACGUUAUGUGUUUACAGUGAAGUGUAUGCGUCCUGGAAAUUUUGAAUGUCGUGAAGUGAAAGAUAGUGCGGAUUUGUGAAAAGUGCUACUUGUGUCAGCGUUAUGAUGUGUUUAGUGUAUUAAUCAGUGAUUUAAUCAAAAUGUGCAGAGCACCAAGUUGUGCAAAAUUGAUUUUUGCCACGUAGUGACGCGAACGGGUAAAUGAUUCCUAAUGUGGAGUUCGAAGCAAGAUGGUUAGAGAGACUCGGCACCUGUGGGUUGGAAAUUUACCCGAUAACGUACGCGAGGAUAAAAUAAGAGAACAUUUUAAACGGGGAGAAGAAAGUACGAACAACACAUGUGCGAUAGCCGCGACUGCAGCUGCACCCGCUAACUGGCGAGGCACAAAUGACAGUGCUACCGAGUUCUGUCGUCGCGGCAACAGCACUCCCGCCUCAUACGGCAGAAGUACUCCCCUGCACCGCUGGUAUGGCGAGCGCGGCGGCGAGAGCACUCCGAGCACGCCGGGCGGAUUGGAGCGGCGCCGGCCGUCGGGAUCGGCCUCCUCGCGCUCCGAGUGCAGCUCACCGGAGCCCAGUGACACCUCGCGAGCCUCCACCCCCGCGCCGCCUGGCCAGCAUCAGGCCACCGCCAACCAUCGGACGCCCACCACGCUGCCGCACCAGUGGUCAUCGACAGCAAAUGGAAGGCCCCUUGCGAUUUGUGUCAGGAAUUUACCGACGAGGUCAACCGAUAGCUCCCUCAAAGAUGGUCUCUACCAUGAAUAUAAAAAGCAUGGUAAAGUCGUUUGGGUGAAAGUGGUCGGACAAAAUGCGGAUCGGUAUGCGGUGGUUCGAUUCAAAAAACCGUCCGAUGUAGAAAAGGCACUUGAAGUGUCUCAAGAUAAACUAUUUUUUGGUUGCAAGAUCUCUGUAGCCCCACACCAAAGUUGCGAUGAUGAUGCCGAGUCGGCCAAACCCUAUGAGACUGAUAUUGAUGAAUACCACCCAAAGGCGACGCGGACGUUAUUUAUCGGCAACUUGGAGAAGGACGUGAGUCAACAGCAGCUGCGGGACAAGUUCAAGCACUUUGGGCGCAUCAUAGAGAUCGACAUCAAGAAGGGCAGCGGAGGCGGUGCGGGGUACGCUUUCUGUCAGUACGCGUCCAUCUCCAGCGUGGUGGAGGCAAUCCGCGCCAUGGACGGCGAGUACGUGGGAAGCUCGCGGGUCAAGUUGGGCUUUGGCAAGCCCGUCGCCACCACCUGCGUGUGGAUCGAUGGACUCACCGAGCACACCGAGAAGCAGGUGCUAGCGGCCGUGUCCCGCUGCGGCGCGGCCACGUCGGUGUGCGUGGACCGCGCGGCCGGCGCCGCCCUCGUGCACUUCGAGCAGGCGGGGGCCGCGGGCGGCGCCGUGCGCGAGCUGCGCCGCCUGGCCGCGCACAUCUCGGCCGCGGAGCCCGCCGCGCCGCGCCUGUGUGUGGACUACGGCUCGCGGGAGUGCCAGGAUGCGUUCUACGAGCAACUGGAAAAGCACGGUGGGUCGACCACUUUAACGGGCGUGGAGCGUCUUAGUGGCGAUAUACCCGGACGCUAUGUACAAACACCCAGACACGACCAAAUGAGCCGGUAUGAGAGCAGCACGUCGCGGUCUCGCGGCGCCAGCUUCAGCCGCAGCUGCUCGCGCACUCCGCGCUACAACCUGGAGCACUACGACCCCGCCGAGUACGCGGCCGACAGGAGAUACAGGGUAUACGAUGAGCUUGAUUCGAGUUCACCAACUGAUGACUUAGUAUUGGACGACAGACUGCAGUCCGUUGUAGUGUCUCCUCAUCGCACUCAUCGACACAAACAUGACUCCAGUCCUGAAGAACGGAAACAUUCAAAAGAGCGGCACCGCAGUGCAGGGGGCAGCUCUCGUCGUUCUCGAUCCGGGUCACGAAGCUCGCGGCACGUGUCACGACGGCGGCAUCGGCGGCGGCGUGACGGGUCAGACUCGCGAGCGUCGCGUGCCGGCACCCCUCUGCGUGAUGAGCCUGACGCGCCCCCUACUGAGCCGCGUCGUCCGCCACGGGAACGACCUCCUCUUCCUAUGAGCCUUCCUCUCCCCAAGUUCGCUUUGCAAAUGCUUCGAAACAUCCCCCCUGCGCCGCGACUUGCCCCCGAACCGCCUACUGCUCCAGCUUCACCGCCACGACCACCUUCAGUCUCCUCCUCCAGUGGCGAUUCUGCUCCUCAUUCGCCAUCUCUAGAGGAAAGAAUACGCUCUCUUGACGAAAAAUAUGAAAAGUGGUCUGGCAUUCGGGCUCAUGUAGAUGCACCUGAUCGAACUAAGCUGCGUCAUCGGCUUCUAGAGCUUGAUAUCAACGAAGUGAAACCAUCUGAAGUUGUCCGGUCGCUGUUGGCGAAGAGAUCCGUUUUUGAUGAAGACUCCGAGCGCCUUGAAGGUGCCGUGCGACCACCGAGCCCGGGAGGGAGUCCACGUUCAAUUCUUCAGCCAAUACUUCCAAGAACUUUACGUUACCCUUUUCCAGUGCAUCCUCAUUCAUCUGACAACUUUUCUUUGUCUGGAGACUCGGUCAUAACACUGAAUGAAAACGAUAGAGUUGAUCCACGUCAUCUAAGGCAUUCAAAUUCGGAGCCAUCUAAUAAGUCCCUUCUCGAUUUGGAUAGUAUAGUAGACUCGCAUCUUCGUUUCCGAAAUCCUUCGAUUGAGAAAUCAGAUAAAAUCGAACGAAAACAUGAUCAAAGUCCGAGGUCUGAAACAAGACGAAAUUCUAUUUUACUUAAUAACGAUGAGAGCAGAUCAUUAGAUAGUGACAUCAAUAAUGAAAAAUGUGAUUUACAACCGAAGUACAACAGCGUAUUCGGACAUCUUCAAUUAAAGACGGAGUCCAAUUACUCUGAUAUGUUAUUGAGUAUAUCAGAAACGCAUAUCAAAAAGGAAAAAAAUCAAGACAAUUUAGCAGAGGUAACUCCGAUAUCGGAAAAGAAUGAUGACACAGAUAGAAAUCGGAAAGAAACCGAAGUAUGGGGUUCUAAACGACGAAGUUCCAAGGAUGUUGAUUGCAUGCCUAAAGUUAACGAUAAACUUACAAGUAAAACAGAGGAAGAUGUUACGAAGCAAAUAUUAGCACUGCAGAAUGAUAUAUCUGAGCCUCAUACAAAUUUAAUUCAGUCUGGAAUACUUCGUCAAAGUAUUAAUGGCCUAGUAGAAGUUACACGAAAAAAUGAUGAUACCAAUAAAGAAACGUUGAAUACACAGAUUUUAAUUCCCUCAAAAAACAUUUCUAAAUUUGAUAUUUCUGAAAGAAGAUCUGAAAACACUGAUAAAAAAGCUUCAGAAAAAGUUAAAGAUCAAAUAAUAUCUACUUCGUUGUUUAAUGACGUAACGGAAAAAGGUGACAAGAGACAAAUUGACCGUUCACCUUUAUUUUCCGAUAAACAAAUAAUUGAAAUAGCAAAAGCUUUAGAAAUGAACAAAACUGAUACACAUGAUAAAUCAAAAGUCUGCAUGGACCACGUUGAAAAAGAUGUUAAUGAAUUUAAUAAAGAACAGUCAAGAACAUCAUUUAAGUGUAAUAACGUAGAAAAAUAUGAAAGGGAUAAAAAAAAUAGAGAUGAAACAUCUGCUUAUAGAGCAAACGUAGUGAAAUCCGAUACAUCGAAAAUUAUAACCAGCGAUAAGCCUAAGGAAAAUAUGUCGAUCCCAAGAGAAAUUGAUAGUCAGAAAAGAGAAAGAGUUGAAAAAGAGAGGCGAAGGGAACUUAUAGAAAUAGACCCAUUUACAUCAUGCAAACAGAAAAAGGAUGAGAAAUAUAGACAUGAUCGACAUAAAAGAGAAAUAUGUGAUAAGCGUGAAAGCAAAAAAGAUAUAGAAGUCAGUAGCAAAAGCAGAAAAUCAUCUAGAGAUGAGACAUGCAAAGAUAUGUCUUGUCGAAAAGAUUCAACAGAUUCCUCAACCUCUAGGACCUCCCACGAUUCACAUAAACAUAGAGAUACAUCGCAAAUUGAUGAACAUGAUGUAAGAGUUAAAGUUAAGUUAGAAAAUGAUCUAAAAGAAACGAAAACCACCAGUGAUAUUUUUCAAAAUGAGUCGAAAAUUCCAAUUAAAGAAGAAAAAGAUUCGUCCGAAACUAAUACAAAAAGUAGGAGCAAUAAUAUCGUAGAUCUUCCAUUAAAAUCUAAAACAGAAAUGAAUGAAAAACCAAGACAUUAUUCAUUCGAUUCUACAUCAGAUUCAAAACGAAAGGAUCGAUUAAAUUCGUGUUCAAGUCUACCGUCAAACUUAGGUGGUCAAAAGCGAAGGAUGUCUUCACAAGAUUUCCUAGAAUCUGUCAAUGAAGAUACUCUUAAAAAAAGUAAAAACGAUGUCAAGACUUUAGAUAGGAGGGAAUCCAAGGAUUUUAAAUUUAAUGAUAGGCAUAAAACUGCUAAAUUCAAUAAGGGACACUUUGCAAAGCUCUUAGAAAGUAAAACUAAAGAUGACAAGAAAAAUCAAGUAAAACCAACAAGUGAUUUAUGUGUACCUAAAGAUAAGGAGAUAAAAGAACCAUCCGACAAAAUAAAGAGUAAGAUUGAAGAAAAACCUAGAAAAGAAGAUAAAAAUGUUUUAGAUUGUGAAUCGGAAUUAUAUAAUAACUUAGAUUUUCUUGCCACUUUAGAGUUGAGGUCGAGUGAGGAGGAUGAGAGACAAAAGGCGCUUAGAAAUGAAAUGAAGGAGAAAAAACGUAUACAACAACUACAACAAAUCCACGAACUUCAGAUUCAGCAGAGUGUCUUACAACAAUCUGAAAAUUCUGCUAAAUGUAAGGACGAAAAGAAGCAUAAGCAGGAUGAAAAGAAAAAAGAGAUGGCACGUGACAAACGCAUGUCAACGGAAAGAAAAAGCAAAGAUGGCGAUCCUAGACGCAAAAGUAAGAAACAUAGCUCAGACAGCUCUGAUUCAGAUGAGCCUAAAAAGCAUUCAAUAUUUGAUAUCGUUGACGAUGAACCUACGUAUAUAUCAAUGUAUGAUAAAGUAAAAGCGCGAUCAUGUAAAAAUAUGCAAAAACAAGAGGAAGAGAAGCGACAAGAAAAAAUUAAAGCUAAAUUUAGCCAAUUGAAACAAAGCAGAGCAAAACGUGAAGAAAAGAAAAGAUCUAGCUGGGACGAAGAUAGUGAUUCAGAGCAUGAUAGGCAAAAACCCAACAAAACCUCGAUUGAUUCUUCUUCUGAAGAUGAUGAUAACACGAAUACUAAGAGGCGUGCAAACAGACACAGAUCUUCAGGGGAUUAUGACCGGCACAGUGUUGAAGAAUAUUUUAGCACUCAAAGUAAUGAUGACGACUUUAGAAACAAACUUUCGCGCAAAAAUUCCCGAACACGUAUAAUGUCUGAUUCAUCGGAUGAAGAUAAUCGGAAAUUAAAUCAGAGUCCUAACUCUUUCGAGGAAAUGAAAAAAGGCUUCAUUUCCGAAAAUGAAAUUGAUCGGAAUUGUACAGAUAAUGCAACAAACCAAUUUGUUCAAGAUAAAAUAAAAAAGACUUCGUUGUUGAAUUUAUUCGGUAAAAGUGACAGUGAUGACAGCAAAAUUAAAUCAAAUCUUAUAAAUGAUAGUGAUAAUAAAUCAUCUUAUAUGAAAGCAUUUUGCGAUAUAUCUUCCGAAAACGAAUCAUUACCAUUUAGCAGAAACCCUUGCGAUGCUCGUAGAAGGCACAAAAAGAAGCAAAAGAAAUUUAAAAACAACAUGUUUUCCGAUGAAGACGCCAAGGUUGAUACGUUUGAUGAAAUGGAAAAGGAUAGUAAACAAAGAAAUUCGGACAAAAUGCGCAGACACAGCAAGAAAGAACGAAGAAAAGAUAAAAUACGCGAAAGUUUCGACACAGAUGAUACGAAGGAUGACAGGGUAAAAAUUAAAAAAGAGAAAAGACCAUCAUGUGAUAACUUUGAGACUGUAUUAGAAACCCACACAAGCAAUUCCAAAAGAGAAGGGAAAAUGGAAGACAUAUUUGGCCCUCUAUCAGAUGAGUCUGACAAAGAUACUUCAAAGAAAAUAGAAUACUCACCAAUGGAAUACAAUGACAACCACAAAUUACAUAGUGAAUGUGAUGAAGAAACAAAGAGUAAAGAAGAUAGUAGACGAAGGAAAGAAAAGAAACGCAAGGAAAAGAAAUAUAUAAUAAAAGAUGAUGAUAACAGUUUAGACGUUGAUGCUGUUAGCAAAGCAAUUGAAGCUCGUUUAUUUGAUGAGUCACUGACUAAUGACGGAAUUGUUAAAACUAAAAUAUUCAGCAGUCAUCCUUUCGAAGAAAGGCUAGAUGGAAAAGGUAAUAUGUUAAGCAAUCAUUCAGAGUAUCUCAAAAGCAGUAAAUACAUUGAAAAAAUCAGGAAGGAGUCUAAAGAAAGGCGAAAAAGAAAGAAGAAAAGUAGAGAAGAACGACACAAUCGUAAAGAACAUCAUCAUUAUUCUAAAGAAAAGUUAAGCAUGUCGGAUUUAAAUAUGUUUGAGAAAAAUAAUGAAAUGUCUCCUAAGACUAUAUUAAAUAUACCUUUACCUAACGAAAAAUCCGACACUUAUGAAAAAUCUGAGGAUUGCAAAUCACUUACAGAAUCACCAAGCUUACCAAGAAUAACUGAUAGUCCACCAUUCACCUCAAUUCAAACAUUGCUUGAGGCCAAAAAUAAUGACAGUGAAUCUUGUGAUCAAUUGUACGUCAACGACCUAUCUACAAUAACAAGCAUUGACGACAACAAAUGUGAUGAGAUAAGCGAUAUACCUAUGCCGCCUCCUAUUGAAAGUAAUGUUGUACAAGAUAUCAGUGAAGUUCCAUUACCUAAAGAUCCACCUGUUUCAAAGGACAAUAAUGGAAAUAAAACAAUAGAAGAGAAUAAUACCUCGCUAGAAACAUUUGAUAUUACUGCAGAUAAUAGUGAAGAUGCUGUUAGGAGUAUACCUAAUUUAGAAAGUGAUUCGGUUAAACAUAUAGAAACCAGUUCACCUGAAAUACCUUCUAGUAAAUGUGAUAAAAAGCUUGAAGAAAAACCUAGAGCAAUUAUUUCUCAAGAAGAAACAGCUGAUGCUGUUGCAGCUUUGCUAGGUGAAAGUUUUGGUGGCAAAGCCGAUACAUUCGCAAAUUGUUAUGAAGAAGACCCAAGCAACGAAAAUGAGCAUAACACAGAAAUAGGAACGUCUCCAACUGAAAAUGAGAAUAUACUGGAAGAAGAUGCUGAAGAGAUGAGACAAGCAGUGCAAAAUUUAAAUGCCUCUGAAAUGGAAAUCAAACCAGAGACUCCUGUUUCUGAUAAUGAUUUACUGUUAAUUGAUACUGAUACUGAAGAAACCGAAGAUAUCUCCCAAGAUGGGACUGAAAAAUUAAUGACAGCCGUCACAAGUCAGCAGGAAUUUGUCAAUACUGUAAAGCUAGAUCAAACUGGAAAUAUAAGUGAUAAAGGCUCCAACCCUGGGGCGAAACUUGUACAACCAGAGGCAGACAAUUCUGCUGGUCUAAAGCUUAAUGAAAUCGAAAAUGAAAAACAAUUUUCUUCUUUGAAACCAGAACCACCGAAACAAAUUACGUCUACUGCAACACCUGUGAUCACUUCUUGGACAUUAUCAAAUAACAAAAUAGAAACACAAACUGUUAAUACUAUAUCUAAAGACGAUAGUAAUCUUUGUCAAAUAACUGCAAAUAUCCUUCAAAUAAAACCAACACAAAGUGUGCAAAUAUCAAAUACUAUAAGACCAACUGCUAAUACAAAUAGGGUGAGCACACCAUAUCAAGUAAUAAAUCAAAUAAUUCGACCACAAGUUUCGAACAUGCAACCGCCUAACAUAAAAAUACCUGACAACCAUGUUCUGAUUCAUAAACCACAAAAUAUAGUUAUAUCUCCUAGGAUGGCGAGUGACACAAGAAUGCUUAGUCCUAAAGCGAAUGUACAAAAUGAGGGACAUAGCUCGCCACGAUUAACGAAUAUGACAUUGUUAAGUAAAUCACCUCAAAGUCCUAUGGCCAUUGUAUCACAGAGUAGUGUUCAACAGAGAUCACCUGGUCAAGUUACUGUUGUACGAAUGCAGCAGCCACCACUAAGUCCUAUCCAAACAAUGCAUAUACCACACGGCGUAAGAGCUAUGAUAUCCCCAAAUAGGCCUAAUUCAGUUUUAGUGCAGACUCAAGGCACACCUAUUCAGUUUAAUCGUUUGCCAGUAGCCUCAGUGUUAGCUCCUAUUUCAAAACAAUCUGGAUCAACAUUGACUCAUCAGAAUAAAAACUUGACCUCAGUGAAUACUUCAUCUUUAAUCCAACAAAAAAACCUUCCACAAGAAAAAAAUGAUACUGUGAAAGAUGGGACUAAGAUUAUUUUAUCACCAACAAGACUACCCCAAACACAUAAUCCUACAAUAAUGGCACAGAAUCGACUUUUAUCAAUGCAAAAUGCUUUACAUGUUGGAACUGUUAAUUCAUUACAUUUAUCAAAUAAGUUAUUAAUCAACAAUAAAAAUACUUUGGUUGAAAAGCAGCAGCAAAAGUCUGACCACAGUAAUUUAUCUAGUUACAAUCCACCGAUUAUUCAUGUCGCUAAUGUUAAUCUACCUCCAACAUCAAUCAUACAGAGUUGCUCUAAACCAGUGGUGUGUAACAUCCAAGAAACAGCUAUUAGCAGAUCACAAAGUCAAAAUGUAAUACAAACGAUAAAUCCACAACUUAUUUUGACAGGUACGUCAAUUAAUAAUGUUGUACAAAUUGAGUCAAGUAAGGGUCAACCGACAGUGUUAUCAUUGGCAACUAUACGACCGCCUACCGUUCUAACGAAAUCAAAUGCAUCUUCUGCUGUAGUUGUAUCCACAUCUGCUCUUAGAAAUGUGGUUAUGACACCUCUUUUAUUAAAAACUAGUUCAAAUACAAGUAUACCAAUACGACUACAACCUCGAAAUGAAAAUCUCGAGCAACAUAAUACUCACGUAUUCAAAGCCAACACUGAAGACUCUUUUAAUAAAAAUGAUGAUGAUAAACGUACGGACUUACCUUCAAAACCUUUGGAACAAAAAAUAUCAAAGUGCGAAACAGAUUUUGAAGAAUUGCUUAAAGACAAUACAAAUGAAAUAAAAAUAACUAAGAAUCCUGAUAAAAAACUUGAAGUAAAUGUUGGUAAAACAGUAACAGUUAUAUCGCAGUGUCCUGAAAAAAAGAACAGUACUAAUUUUUUAGAUAAAAUUGAGGAUGUUGCGGAUAUCCCGCCAAAAGUUGAUAUCAUAAAUAAUAACAUUAAAAAUGAUUCAAACGCAGAAGAAAGUGUUAUAAAAACAGAAAAACUCAAGCAAGAUGUUGGCUGUGUUCUAUUAGAUAAAACAAAGAAAACUGAAAUUACAGAAUCAAAACCUGCAGAUGAUGAAGUAAUAGACAAUAUUUUUGAUAUCAAAGAAGAAUCUUCUGGUACAUUAAAUAUAGUAAAAAAUGUUGACGAAAGUGAUAUGUUUGAUUUAUUACCAACUAGCGUCGAAAAGAAGGAAACUGAUGCAAAGACAAUAGAUGAUAAUGAGUUUUGGUCAGCGAAAGAUAUCAAUAUAGAAUCUGUAAUCAAAAAAGUUGAUUCUCUUUGCAACGAAAAUGUAGAUCUUGAUAUAAAACAUAGCACAACACCACAGGGUCACCAAUAUAAUGCUGUGCAAGUACUCUAUUCUCAAACAAAGUCUGAAAUUUCAUUAUGCGAAAAACAACCUCCCACAUUAAAUGAAGCUGAUACAAGCGAAUACUUUAGAUUGGAAAAACAUGGUGCAAGUAAACGAGGUGGACGUACUGGAAGGGGCAGAAAGAAUGAUAAGCAUCUAGUUAAGGCUCAAUCUCGGCAAAAUUCAAAGCCAACACGAGGUGGUGCUGGUAAACGCGGGAGAGGUCGCUCAAAAGUAGACAAGAAAGUAAAAAAUAUAUUAAGUAGCAACUUUCAUAAUAUGCCCGGAGAUGUUUACGACUUUCAUGAAGAUUCAGGUGAUGAAACAUCUUCAACUAAGACAGAAGCAAGACCUAGACUUAUACUAACCAUUAAAAGUCCAUUAUCUGGAAAUUCACAUGCCAUACCUACAUCUACUCUAAGUAUAUCCCAAAAAGAUCAAACAAAGCCAUUAGAUAGAUGUAGAGAGGAAAAAUCUGAUAUUUUUGCUUCACCAUCGACUAAUACCAGGAAAUCAAGAAGAUUGCAAGAAAAAGAUAAUCAGAAAGGCCCUUCUGAUGAUCUAUUAGACGACAUCGUGAAAGGGUGUACUAAAAAUACUAACAGAAAAAGGCCUGCCAGGCAACAGGGUAUUAGAUUAACUAUCGACAAAGGUUCUACUGAUACAAGAAAAUCUCCAAGAGGGCGCAAACGGUCGAGAGGUAGAAGUACGUCAGAUGCUUCCAUAGAUAGUUCAGAUGAAAAUAGUAAGAAAGAUGAAAUAGUAAAUGAAGCUAAAAUGCCGAAGUUAGCCGAGCCUAUUGUUUCUUCAAUUACUGUUGAAACUGAAACCUUAAUAAAACCACAACCGACCACGGUUAAUUCAUUCGUGUCUCACAGUUCGACGCCAAUAACGAAACCGCCCAAGAAAAUGAUAUCAGAAAUAAGUGCUAAACUUGCGAGUGCUUUCGAAGCUGCCGUCGCCGCUACGCCGAAUCCGAUUCCGGUGUCUACUAUAUCAGCAACUAUCGCCUCUCCGGGUAUAGAGCGACCGGCGGUAUCUCAAAGUGAGCAUAACAAUGCACCUGAUAGGUCUCCGCCUCGUCCCGGGCAGGAGUCCACGCCGGCUGCGCUCGGCCAACCGUUGGAGACGGAGGCGGGUCUCGUGCGGCGCCUCGUGGACAACGUGCCGUCCAACAUGGUGCCGGUGGGGGCCACGGAGGCCACGGACGCGCGGGUGCAGUCGCCUGCUCUGCCGCACCGCCCGCCCUCGACGCAGCGGCCGGCCGACCGCUCUACGCCGGUCCUUGUUAGAUAUGAAGGCGCUGUUUAA
This is a messenger RNA of Leptidea sinapis, 10967 nucleotides long. RefSeq names its product protein split ends-like (gene spen). The record is from RefSeq and is a predicted model, not a curated record. NCBI's taxonomy places the organism in Eukaryota, Metazoa, Arthropoda, Insecta, Lepidoptera, Pieridae. The coding region runs from base 261 to 10967 and encodes 3568 amino acids. The transcript is spliced from 11 exons. Gene Ontology annotation, biological process: regulation of transcription by RNA polymerase II. Gene Ontology annotation, molecular function: mRNA binding. Gene Ontology annotation, cellular component: nucleus.